AUGAAAGACAUUACUAUUGCAAUAUUAGGCAGUGGUGUUAUGGGUACAGCUGUUGCCACGGCUAUUUUAAAGACUUUGGAUCCGAAAAUAAUUGCUUGUGGCACUAAUGAAGCUAGAUUAAGAGAAAGUUUUCAAGAUUACCCUCAAGUUGAAAUAUCUGCUGGUAUUGAACAAAAUAAAGAUGCUAUUAAGAAAGCUGAUGUCAUAAUUUUAGGUUGUAAACCAUUUAUGUAUCAGCAAAUAUAUAAUGAAAUAUCAAGUUCAUUAAACGGUUCACAAUUAUUGAUUAGUUUAUUAGCUGGUACUACAAUUAAAGAAUUAUCAAUCUUUACGCCAUAUGUGGCGAAGGUUAUGACUAAUACACCUGCUAAGUUUGGUUGCGGUACCGCAGCGAUUUCAUAUUCAUCAGAAACUACUCAAGAUAAAAAGGAUUUAGUUGAAAAGUUAAUUAGUACUAUUGGUUUAGUUGUUAACAUACCUGAAAAGAAUAUGGAUGCUGCAACAGCAUUAAUUGGUUCCGGGCCGGCAUUUGUUUUACUAAUGAUGGAAAGUUUAAUAGAUGGUGGGGUUAGAAUGGGAUUACCAUUUGAUAUUGCAAAACAAUCAGCUGCAAAAGUGAUGGAAGGUACUGCAAAAAUGGUUUUAGAAACUGGUGAACAUCCAGCUGUUUUAAAAAGUAAAGUAUGUACCCCAGCUGGUACAACUAUUGGUGGAUUAUUAAAAAUGGAAGAUGGUAAUAUUAGAAGUUCAAUAGCUAGAGGUGUUGAAGAAGCAGCAAAUAUUUCAGCAUCAUUUGCAAAGAAGUAA
Insectozyma verbasci is the source of this 807-nucleotide messenger RNA. The record is from the annotation of a GenBank genome assembly. NCBI's taxonomy places the organism in Eukaryota, Fungi, Ascomycota, Pichiomycetes, Serinales, Debaryomycetaceae.